UCAAAGAUAGUAAAAGCACCAAAAGGUUGUAGAUUCCAGCAAGUUUACAAAUAAUGUUCCUUCGUACAACCUUGACUGUUGAAGGAAGAUGAAACACCUUCACUACUUACGUGUCCACUAAGAAAAAACUCCCACUUAAGAAACUCCUAAAGCUUUUGUUAUUGAAAAAUUAGUAAAUUGAAUAUUCCAUAUGUCUUGUUAAUAUAGAAUUCAAUUCAAAUAUAUAUCGAGCUUCCCAUGGAACACGAAAAGCAAAAGCAAGCCCUAACAGAGAAGUUGGAUACUACCAACCAGCUUUACCGAAAGUUAGCAGAGUUACGGACUGCUUGUCCUACGCUACUGAAAUUGGUACACCCAGAAAUAGGCACCAGUCAGAAGUUUCAGCAUAAAGCUCAAGAAGUGAUUGCUAGUGUCGAAGGAUUUAAAAAAGAUUUAGCUUACAACCAGUCGUUAUUUCAAUAUGUAACCGAAUCUUUAGCUAAGAAUCCAGAAAAUCUUAUGCCUACCUAUCCUCCUCAGGAGAAAGACAUUAUCGCGAGUCAAACAUCCACGGAAGACUUAGAAAUCAAUAAAGAUGGAAAACAGCGAGACCCUUCUCAAACUUCUCAAGUUCCGGAAAAGUUACAAGAUACACUCAAUAGCUUUGGAAAAAGCAUAUCAUCUUCCAAUUCGUCUAUCUCUGACUUGCAAGCCGAUUCAUUCAUAUUGGAAGUCUCCACAGGACUGAAAUUCCAUGUUAGCUUGCAACCCAAUGGUGAUUAUAAAGCUUUAUGUAUAUUUAGUAAAUUCGAAGCGACAAUGUUUUCUGUUAAUCGGUAUAAUCAGUUUCAGAUGCCCUUGUUUCUACUUCUCCCUCUUCUUCUUGACUAUUCAAACCUAUACUCGAAACCUUGUCAAAUUUGCAGAAAGGUGAUCUCUCCUAUUAAACUAGAACUUCCUUUAGUAAGGAAGUACGAUUCCGAGAAUAGCACAAAUGCUAUUCUCACUUUUCAUUACGAAUGUACACUCUCAAAAUGAGGCAAAACGGAUAACGUUUUCCUCCAGCUAAUGUCUUCGAAGUUAAUCGUACAAAUUCUUCAUGAACGAUUUAUGGCAUAAAUAUCUAGUUUCGUUUAACCGAAUUGAUGCAUAUUGAAUAGUCUCUUAAUAUUAUUAUUUGGUCUCUUGGUUCUAUACACAUG
Molecule: messenger RNA, 1181 nt
Organism: Schizosaccharomyces cryophilus OY26
Lineage: Eukaryota; Fungi; Ascomycota; Schizosaccharomycetes; Schizosaccharomycetales; Schizosaccharomycetaceae
Product: mediator complex subunit Pmc3/Med27
Exons: 5
Coding region: 238-1017 (259 amino acids)
Cellular component (GO): mediator complex
Source: RefSeq, a predicted model, not a curated record